Candida dubliniensis CD36 is the source of this 1812-nucleotide messenger RNA. RefSeq names its product rRNA-processing protein (gene PWP1). Gene Ontology annotation, biological process: rRNA processing. The transcript has a single exon. Gene Ontology annotation, cellular component: nucleus. The coding region runs from base 1 to 1812 and encodes 603 amino acids. Lineage: Eukaryota; Fungi; Ascomycota; Pichiomycetes; Serinales; Debaryomycetaceae. Gene Ontology annotation, molecular function: protein binding. The record is from RefSeq and is a predicted model, not a curated record.
AUGAUUUCUUCUAGUACUUGGGUCCCAAGAGGUUUCGCUGCAGAAUUCCCAGAAAAAUAUGAAUUAGAUGAUGAAGAAAUGGAAAGAAUCAAUGCUAUGGCUAAUUUAGAAAUUAAUGAUGCCAAAGAGCAAUUAGCAGAAAUAGAAGCUGAAGCUGAAGCAGAAAAGACUUCAAAGACUUCAAAAUUAGCAGAACAAAUUGAACUUGAUGAUGAUUUAAAAGAAUAUGAUUUAGAAAAUUAUGAUAAUGAUGGAAAUGAUGAUGAUAAUAAUUUACAAGAUACAAAAAUUACCAUGUUCCCGGGUUUAUCAAAUACUGAUGCUAAAUUAUUACAAGAUGAAAGCGGAGAAGGUGAUAAAUAUUUAUCUUUACCAACUGAACUAGAUGAACAAGAAGAAAAGAAAGAAAAUCAAAUUUAUCCAACUGAUAAUUUGGUUUUAGCUACAAGAACUGAAGAUGAUAUUUCAUGGUUAGACAUUUAUAUUUAUGAUGAUGGUGCUGGUGCUCCAAUUGGUGCUGAAGAGGAAGAAGAGGAUAAACAAGACGUUGAUGUUGCCAAUGGUAUGAUCAGAGAAUCAAACUUGUAUGUCCACCAUGAUAUUAUGUUACCUGCCUUCCCAUUGUGUGUUGAAUGGAUUAAUUAUAAACCUGGUCAAGAAUCAUCCGACAAUACUACAAAUAUUGGCAACUUUGCUGCAAUUGGUACAUUUGACCCUCAAAUUGAAGUUUGGAAUUUGGAUUUUGUUGAUAAGGCAUUCCCUGAUAUUAUUUUGGGAGAACCAAAUAAGAAUUCAUUCAUUGCUAAAAAAAAUAAAAAGUCCAAGAAAAAGAAAGGAACUCAACAUAUUACUACUCAUCAUGUUGAUGCAGUUUUAUCCUUGUCGCAUAAUAAAAUUCAUAGAUCAAUAUUGGCCUCAACAUCUGCUGAUAAAACUGUGAAAUUAUGGGAUUUGAAUAGUGGUACUGCUGUUUGUUCCUUUGACAAAAUUCAUCAUAAUAAAACUGUUUCUUCUUCUCAAUGGCAUUCGCAAGAAGCAUCUAUUUUAUUGACUGGUGGGUAUGAUUCUACUGCUGCUGUCACUGAUGUAAGAAUAUCUGCAUCAGAAAGUUCAUCAUCAGAUUCCUCAAAACAUUAUUCAGUGGUUGCUGGAGAAGAAGUUGAAAAUGUCAGAUGGGAUCUCUCAAAACCAGAAUUAUUUUAUGCUGGUACUGAUAAUGGUAAUAUCUAUAGUUUUGAUAUCAGACAGGAUUCCAAACCAUUAUGGACUUUACACGCUCAUGAUGCUGGUAUUUCUUCAUUGGAUGUUAAUAAUUAUAUUCCCGGGAUGUUGAUUACCAGUGCCAUGGGUGAGAAAGUAGUCAAACUUUGGAAAUGUCCCUCUUCUUCUGACGAUAAUACCAAUAACAAACAAGGACCUUCUAUGGUAUUAUCUAGAGAUUUUGGUGUUGGCAACGUGUUAACCACAAGUUAUGCUCCUGAUAUUGAAGUUGCUGGUAAUGUUGUUAUUGGUGGUAUAACGGGUGGUUUAAAGAUGUGGGAUGCAUUUAGUAAUAGCUCAGUUAGAAAUGGGUUUAGAGAAGAAUUGAAAGUAUUACAAAGUAAUGCUAGACAAGAGGCAAAGAAAAAUGGACGUGCUUCGAGAAUUGCUAGAAAAUAUAACAGCAAUAACAAUAAAGAAGAAAUUAUGACUGUUGAAGCUGGUGGUUUGAAAGAUGAGUCAGACUCUGAUAGUGAUGAAGGUGAAGAUGUACCUAUAGAAAUGCAAGAAGAAGAAGAAGAAGACGAUGAUAUGUCAGACGAUGAUUUAUGA